UUCCCCCCACAUAGGCGCCAGCUCCACACCACAGAGCCCACGCACCCUCAUCUUGCCACCCCAUCCCCCCCAUCCUGCACCUUAGGUUCCCAACACCCUUCAGUGCCUCACCUUAGAUCUCAGCAUUUUGGAUCCCACCCCCACUUACUUACUUUGCUGUAUCCUUUCAAACAUUGUGCAUGCACUUUCCCUUAACCCGAAUUGCCCACCACUGUGUUCCCUGCUCACCCUUCCCCUUCACCCCAGCCCACCAAUAUUAACUGGUGGAGAAUCCUUGAAUGUCCCUGGUGGAUUUGGGGAAGAGGUUGUUGGAGGCCGCUCGAAAAGGACAGGAUGAUGAAGUGCGAACACUAAUGGCAAAUGGUGCUCCCUUCACUACAGAUUGGCUGGGCACAUCUCCUCUUCAUCUUGCAGCCCAGUACGGUCAUUAUUCAACAGCAGAAGUCCUCCUCCGGGCCGGAGUUAGUCGGGACGCCCGAACCAAAGUUGACAGGACACCACUACACAUGGCAGCAGCUGAGGGCCAUGCAAGCAUUGUGGAGCUCUUGAUCAGGAACAAUGCAGAUAUAAAUGCUAAGGACAUGCUGAAGAUGACUGCUUUGCACUGGGCAGUGGAACAUGACCAUCGCGAGGUGGUGGAGAUUUUGUUAAAAUAUGGCGCAGAUGUUCAUGCUUUGAGCAAAUUUGACAAAAAUGCCUUUGAUAUCGCCCUUGACAAGCACAAUCCUGAAUUGGUGGGAAUAUUGCAGGAAGCCAUGCAGAAUCAAGUGAACACGAAUCCAGAGAGGACAAAUUCAGUCGCUGUCGCCACACCACAGUUCAUCAUUGCACCUGCAGGAGUGAUGAACCUCUCAGGACUGGUUUCUUCAACAUCUACCAAAACAACCUCAGGUGAAUCUGGUGUAUCCACAGUACAGUAUGGUAACUCCACAACCUCAGUACUGGCUACGCUGGCUGCUUUAGCUGAAGCUUCAGGGCCACUCUCAAAUUCACCCCGAAGUACAGCUGCAACGGAGGAAGUGGUGACUGCAGACUCGGUCGACUCGGCGAUUCAGCAGGUCGUAGGCAGUGGAGGUCAGAGGGUUAUCACCAUAGUGACGGAUGGUGGGGUGCAGCUGGGUAACCUUCCAGCAGGCAUUAACACUGGCCAGCCAUUCAUUGUGACCAUGCAGGAUGGACAGCAAGUUUUGACCCUCCCAACCACCCAUGUUGAGGAAGAGACAGUCAUCACUGAAGAAAUGCCAGCAAAGAAAGAGUGUCUGGAAGAAGUCCUUAAUCACUCAGAAUCAAUAGAGAAGGACACGAAUGACUGCUUGGAGAGGGAACUACUUCAAAAGCAGCUCCACGAAGCAAACCGGAAAGCUCAGGAGUACCGGCAGCAGCUGAUGAAGAAGGAACAGGAAGCAGAGGAGUACCGCAUGAGACUGGAGGCUAUUGCAAGACUCCACACCACAGCUGAGGAGAUCACUGUUGUAGAGGAGGUCACAGAUGAUGGCACUGGCACGGUGAUCACCAUGGCAGCAGAGCUGGAAGGUCCUGAGACCACGGUGGAAACAAUGGAACAGCCUACUGACAUGGCGACAGAAACAGUGACUUCAUAAAAUCUCCCUCUCAGCGCCCCCACCUCCCCAUCCCCACAACACCAACCUUCAAAACCUUCUCCCUGUUGCAUUUUGUUUGUCAAAUUUGACGCGCCUAUGUUCGCGCGCACAAGUCAAGUACAGCUCGGGGACAAGCUGUUGGUCACUGCCACACACAGACGAUCACUUUAUGAUUGCACAAGAACUCCUCUUGGAACCCGACACCAGGAAACCUUUGAACGCUAGCAGGUACAAUUUUUUUCCCCUGGAUUUUCAGAAAAUGGGGAGCGAUGGGAGGAUGUUGGGUGUUGCUAAGUGCGUUGUUAGAAUCCAGAUACUCCAAUUCACGUCCAAGCAGGAGAAUAUCCAGCAGCUUGAACUCCAUUGGGGUUAUGGUUUUGACUGCAGGGGUUUGGUGGGAAGUGAAAAGAGGGAAGGAUGGAAAUUACACGGCUUCAACGUCAACGUUGUUUUGUUUCUGCUGCAAAAGCACCGAGAGGCAAGGCUGGCGAAAUGACGCUGGCCCCUGCAACUAAUACAUCCACACACCUGGGCACCAAGACCUCUCAGUGUAUGUCUUCUCUGGGCCAUCGAUGUUAUGUCUGCAUUUUAAUAAUUUCCGAAAAAAAUAUGUAGUAGAGUCCUUUUGCCUUGAAUACGGAGAAAGAAACAAACAGCGCAAAAUCUUCCUAUGGGUAAUUUUAAAUUAUUUUGAACUGUGAGAAUUUCCCACACUGCAAUAUGCAAUCAGUUACUCAUCUGGUAAAGAGAAUAUUUUAAGUUUGUGAGCAGCGUGGGGGCAAAGAGAGUCCACUAAUAGAGACUUUUUUAAAAAUAGUUUGGUAAUAUUAUUUGGUAUUUUUAUGUACCAGUUCCUUUGUCUGUAUUCCCGCAGAGGUAUCUUUCUGACAGGUGUAAUUUUCUCCUCUGAACUUCUGCCAGUAGGUAGACAGGGAGUUUGCUGUUUGCUGCUGACCUUCAGAGUCUGUGAAGAUUUGCAUUCAUUUAGCACCUUCUCACAUUGCUCAGAAAUGCCACAAAGCAUUUCACCUGCAGCGAACUGCUCUGAAGUGCAGUAAUUUGUUAUGGAGGCAACGUUCAAAGAUAAAGGUGCUGACCUUUAGUUGUCAGCAUUUCAGGGGUUUUCGACCAUUUUGGAUGUUUCAUUUCAGAAGAGACUGAGACAAAGUCCAAGAUUGAAAUGUCACCUCUUCAGCCCGUUUUCCCCAUUCUGCUUUCAGUGUUCCAGUUUAAUUUGACGCUUCAGAAGGUUCUAUUUUGGCUGUGGAUGGUUCCAUCACAUGGCCUUGGGAUUGGCAGAAAUGCCCAGGCAUCUUGCAAAAGGUUUUCUCUUCCUGUUUAGAACGCCCUUUAUUUUACCAGCAUCUCCAAGAUUUUGCAUAAUUAAUUAGCAAAGAUGGUCACAGUAAAUGAAACAAGUGCAUCAUGGUGUUUUUUAACCUCCUGUGAUUCUUCCCCCUAGCUGUUGCUGCAGCAAAUUUCCAGGAAGGUAAUCUUUUUUUUCUCUCCCCGAAGACUCCUGAACAGUUCAAAGGGCCGGUGAACCCUCAAUGAGAAAGCGGCUGGUAUAUCGACCUUGAGCAUUUUGUCUUCCUUGAUCCCAAUUAAAAUGAGACCUGUUGGAUUUGUACUAGAUCCAACAACAGCCACAUCACUGUAGAGUCCAAGGAUCCGAAACUCCAGGUUCAAAAACCUGGCGUUUAGAUCAGUUUUGUCAGUAUCCCUUCAUAUAAAUCAAGUUUGCUUUAUUGCUGAAGUAGGUCUCCUCUGUGGGCAGACGUUAGACUUUAUAAGUAACUUUCCUCUUUACUCUUUUGACACAUAGACUUGAAGUUACCUGAUAAUUUGAAGGUAAAUACCAAGUCUGAUGUGGGCCUUCAAUCCAGUUAGAUGCCUGGAUGUUGGACAGGGGGAGAAUGUGACUUCAUUCUGCUGCCCUGUUAUUUGGAACUGUAUGCCAAAAAUUCAAAGCUGGUCCUGCACAGAUAUGGCCUCUUUGCUCAUGAGGCACUUGGAUGUGAGUGAUGUUUGUGGGAUAAUUCCCAUGGCAUAAAUGAGUAGCAGAGGGGUAAAUCUCCAUUUGCUUCCCAGUGUCUCCCUUUAACUGAAGCUGGUCUGUAAAGUGAGAUCUGAAGAGCAUCAAUUGAGUUGAGAUUGUCAAACGACAUAAGUUGGUGACGAAAAGGUGGUCAUUUAUGCAGCAUUUAAUUGUGUCUGAGACAUGGCGGAGACACUUCCUAUACGAUACCUUGCCUACAUAACAACUGCACUUCAAACACCUUGUUGCUUUGGUGUCCUUUCAUUUAAAUUUCAGAAGGUGAUCACAUUUUUAAUAGAUUUAUUUUCUAAUGAACCUUCCUAUGGACAGGUUUGCUUUUCUCAUUUACAGCUACAUUGUGCAUUAGCUGUACAGCCAGGGUCUCGCAUAAUUUUCUCGACCCUUUUUUAUAUUUAAAGAAGAAAUUUGUAUUUUUUAAAUCAUUUUUACUGUUGUCUAAGGUUGUGCCUCAUAGUUAUUUUGCAACUGAAUAUUCAGUUUACGCAAUUGGUUAUAUUAAAGCACCGUUUUAAAAAGGUGUUUUCUCUUCGGAUGUGUAUUUAGGGUCGUCUUGUGAUUUAAUUUUCAGCCGAGAUAUGGUAAUCUGGUCACAUGUGGAAGUUGGAAUGUCCUGUUGAAGAGCACAGUGGGUCAUUUCAAAACAGCCGUCAGGGUUUUCAUAAUGGCUGGCCCGCCUGGCAUCAGUAAACUCGAAUGAAAUGGGUGCAGUGUUGUUCAAAAUGGCUUUAAGGUCGCUUAAGAUGGCUGACUAUGCAAGUCACUGGUGAAAGUAAAAACAAAUGCCAGCAUAUUGCUUCAUCCUUUCUUCUGCUACUGCUUCAAUGUUGUCCCAGUAUUUGAAUUUACAGAUUAUAAUCUUCAUUUGGAGGGGUCACUGACUUCCCCAAACUCCAGGCACGAAGCUGGCCAUAACUCUGUAUUUGUGUAUUUUUUUUCCUCUUUAAGUUGCAUCAAACGCUGGACAUUUUCUAUAAGUUUAUCUGCUUGUUGAGCAACUGCCCUUUUGCAAACAGUCUAUCUGGGUUAUGGUCAUCUAAUUUUCCCACUCAUUCAAUUCAAACCGCCUCCUUGCCUGACUGAAAUUAAAGAGCAGAUGGCUUCUGGCUCAAUGUCACAUGGACCAUUCUGCACUGACUUGUCCCACACUCGCUCGGGGUGGGGGGCACGUGUUACUUGCAGUAAAGUGGGGUUCCUACUUGGUUCCUUAUGUAAUUAUGCUUUCCACUUCUUGACUUUUGGUACUUACCAAUCAUUGAUGUAACAUAAGUUAUUUAAACAUUUUCUGUUACUCUUUUAAACGUGUUGUCUUUGGAAAAAUAACAGCAUUUUUUGUUUGUCUCAUUCCUCCCUUGCCUCCCCAACAAAUUGGUCCUAACAUUUCUUCACCCAACCUCUGGGAAACCAAAACAAAGACGAGAUUGAGUAUUAAUGGGCUCUGGGAGCUGGCAAGAAAUCAAUCUGUGUAGAGUUGUGAAUAAUAGAUCAGUGCAAUGGGUCUCAGUCUUGCUCUGGACUGGAUGCUGGGGAAAGGCAGAUAACCCACAUUCAUGUGACUGCUCUGUGGCUUCACAGAAUUUAAGCUAUUUACCAGCAUGUUGUGUGUCAUGGAAAUGCAGAGCACUUUGGGUAGGAUGAGUUGGAGAGUUUAUUCUGAGAUAGUGGCAGAGGUGCAGACAGAUUUUUGAUUUUCUGCAGAGUCAGGGGAAGACAGAAAAGUGAGUUUCGGGGAAUGAUUGGGUCAGCCUUGAUCUUGAAUGAUGAAGCAGGCUGGAGACGCUGAAUGGUUUACUCCUAUUUUCUUAUGUUGAUACGGUAUUGAAAGAACUCGACUUUAUCCAACCCAUUUGUUUGCAGCUGUGUGCUGGUUUAGUGCCAGCACAGUGUGUGUUGGUCCUGGUACAGCUAGUAUGUUCUGUGGCAGCUGUGGGCUUUUCUCUUCCUCGCGCCCUCCUUUGCAUGCUUUUUCUGUACCAGUUAAUUUUGUUUAUUCUGUUUUUGCUCUCGAUCUCUCUUGAUUGAAUCCUAACUCUGAGAUGGUGAUCUUGUCGGUUUUUCUCUCCAUUAACUCUGCACGUUGUCUGCCAUUUUCUGCAAAGCCACCUGUCUCUUUGUGUUGAAAGGGUCAUUUGUAUAUGAAUCCUGGGUCUUUUUUACUAGAUACUCUAACUUUAGGAACCAGCUGAGCUAACAAUGACUGGAGGGAGGUGCAGUUAAAGAACCUUAUGGUGAAAAGCUGAGCAGUGUGGAAUUGUGGAACAACAGAGCACAGAGGGAGGCUGUUCAAGAGUAGUACUGUUGAUGUGCAUGAUAGUGUUGCUAUUUGGACAGCAGUUAGCUUCUGAUGGAUACCAUUCAGCGCCUUGGGCCUGUUGUCCCAUUUAGUUUGAAUUAUCUUAGCUCCUGGUCCCCUAACCUUUAAUGCGGUAGCCCAACAAAAAAAAAACUCAAUCAGGAUUGGGUGUGCUGCUUUUGCAGCCAGUGAUCUAUAAUCUCUCCAUCAAAUCAAGAAACUAGGAGCAGACCAUUUGGCCCUUCACAUUUGCUCCACUACUCCAAGGCAAUCAUGGUGGAUCUCCUGUCUGAAUGCUAUAUUCCCGUUCUUUCUCCAUACCUAAAAAAACUAUCAACAUUUUUGAAUGUACAGAGCCAGCCUCCACAGGCUGACCACCCUCUUGAGUGAGUAAAUAUUUCCUCGUUCUCAUGUCUAAAUGAUUAGCACCUGCAGCAAUAACAUUGGGGGGAAAGGAGAGAUAUAGGGACAGGAGUCGGCCAUUUGACCCUCUGAGCCUGCUCCACUAUUCAGGGUAUACAUGGCUGAUCAUCCAACUCAACAGCCUGUUUCUGUAUUUCACCCCACAUCCUCUUUGAUUACUUUAGCCCCAAGUGCUAUGUCCUCCUUUAAAUCGGUCAGCAGUCACACAACACCAGGUUAUAGUCCAACAAGCUUUCAGAACACUGCUCCACUUUACCUGGUGAAGGAGCAGCACUCCAAAAGCUUGUGAAUUCGAAUAAACCUGAUGGACCAUAACCUGACGCCGACCUUGUCCACUCCAGUCCAACACCAGCACCCCUACAUCGUCUUGAGCUAGAGUCAUAGAAAUAUACAGGAUAGACACACACCCUUCGGUCCAACUCGUCCAUGCCAAUCAAGUAUACUAGAUUAAACUAGUCCCAGCAUUUGGCCCAUUUCCCUCUAAACCCUUCCUGUUCAUUUAUCCAUCCAUAUGCCUUUUAAAUGUGGAAUUUGUACCAGCCUCCACCACUUCCUCAGGCAGCUCAUUUCAGACAUGCACCACCCUCUGCAUGAAAAAGCUGCCCCUCAGGUCCCUUUUUAAGUUUUUUCCCCCCUCACCUUAAAACUUAUGCCCUUUAGUUUUGGACUCUUUCCCACCCCCCAGGGAAAAGACCUUGGUCUACUUACCCUAUCUAUGCCCCUUGUGAUUUUUAUAUUUUAGAAUCACCCCUCAGCCUCUGACGCUGCAGGGGGAAUAGCAAAAUCAUACAAUGUUUUGACAUUGACAGCUUUCUGUGAUAAUGAAUUCCACAGGCUCACCUCUCUGAGUGAAUAAAUUUCUCUCCAUUUCAGUCCUAAAAGUUGACUUGAUCCCUGGUUCUGGACUCCCUUACCAUUGGGUACCUCGAUCAUGCAUGUAUUCUGUGUAGUCGUGUUAGAAUAUUGUAGGUUUCAGUGAGCUCCCACCCAACCAUUCUUCUGAAUUCCAGUAAAUAAAAUCCUGUGCGGUUGUAUUUCGCCUCCUAUGUCGGUCCCACCAUCCCAGGAAUCCCUCUGGUAAAGUUUUGUUGCACACUCUCCAUAGGAAGCACGUCAUUCCUCAGAUAAGGAGACCAUAUUUUCGACAUGGUCUCCCCAAGACCCUGUACAAUUGCAACAAGGCAUCCCUGUUGCUGUACUCGAAUCCUGUUGUAAUGAAGGCCACCAUACCAUUUGCCUCCUUCACUGCCUGCUUCACCUGUAUGCUUGCUUUCAGUAGUGUAUUUCAUUACAAAUUCCCCUCUCAAUUUAUUGUCAUUCAGAUAAUCACUUGUUUCCAUUUUUUUUCUAGAAUUCCUACUGAGUCGAAACAGGCCAUCAAAGUGGAAACCUCCCAGUUAUCCUCUUUGUAUCUGUUAGCUCACACAGCUUGGCAUAAUGUGGGACAAAGCCGGUGUACGCCACUAUUUUUGUUCUUCCCUUGGAGAAUGCCAUUGUCGUCGUCAAUUUGCUCACUGCCCUGGUUCCAGGUUAGGAGGUGCAACAUCCUAUAAGAAAGGGAAGGGCUAAGGGUCGGGGUAGGGUUACGUUAGAGAAUGGCCAAUGAGGGGUUUUGAGGAAAUUGAGAGUGAGCUGAUAACCGGGGACGAUGUGCUGUAGGAGAGCAGAGUGGGAGCGUACCUGACUGACAUCUCUAACAAUCUAACUGCAAUCAUGUUUGACACUUGGAAAUUUAGUUUUUUAAUUGCAGUGGCAGAGGUUGGGUUGAGGAAGAGAGGGGGUUGGGGUGGACCUGCUGUACGGGGAAGCUUCAACGUGUUGCCACCCAGUUCUAUUUUCCUUUAUUACAGUCUAAUCUACUGAACUAGAGUGUCCCGUGUGGGUAGCAGGGAACUUUGAGGUUGUGCAAGAGGGUAGGAACCAGUUUCGCAAUGUCACCUGUGUCCCUUGCAGGCUUACAGAUGGCUUAUACAUCCCACUUUUUCUCCAUCUGUUGCCACCUAAGUAACAUUUUCCCCUUGUUGAAAAUCUGAAACGAAAACACAAAUCGCUGGAGAAACUCUGGUCUGGCAGCAUCUGUGCAGAGAAAGUAGAGUAGAAUCCCUACCAUAUGGGAGCAGGCCAUUUGGCUCAUUGAGUCCACACCAACGUCCUUCCCAGACCCAUCCCACCCCCCCACCCUAACCCCACAUUUCCCAUGACCUAUCUGCCUACACAUUCGAGGACGCCGUGGGAACUUUAGCAUGGCCAAUCCGCCUAACCCGCGCAUCUUUGGAAUGUGUGAGGAAACCAGAGCACCUGGACAAGGGGAGAAUGUGUAAACUGCACAUCGGCAGUCAACCGAAGGUAGAAUUGAACUCAGGUCCCCUGGCAUUUGUGAGACAGCAGCGCUAGCUACUGAGCCACCAUGCUGCCAAACGUUCACUGUACUUUCUUUCUCCACAGAUGCUGUCAGACCUCCUGAGUUUCUCCAGUGAUUUCUGUCUCUGUUAACCUUUUUUCUCACGUCUCAUAUAGAUCAAAUGUUUUGUAAUUCCCCUGUGCUGAGCAAAAGUGACUGCUGUUUUGUGUUUUAAAUUCAAGUAACAGAUCAGUGAAUUGAAAUGUCCUAAUCCCAGGGGAGGAAAAUGUAAGGAACAAAGCAUUCUCUCAGCUGCCUCUUCUUUCUUUUCCUCAUAUUAACCCCAAUCCACCCCAGCAGCCAGUGUUGGCAGCUCAAGUAACAGAAUUGUCCUGUGACUGUGUGUCUAGAUGAAUUGUCUUGAAUCAUUCAUCCUGCUUUACUCAACACUGUUCUUAAUUACUGUUACUAUUAUCACCCCAAAACUUGCAACUUGGCUUUUGUUUAUAAAUUGGAAAAUUUGAGUUUAGUUUUGGUGACCUUUCUUUUGUUCCAAAAACAAGAUCAUUGGUGACCGGUUUGGGAAAUGAAUUCCCGUUGCCCUCGGCUAUGGGGAAGCCUCAAGUUGUGUCUGGUGCGCCUUUAGUACAAUGUACUGUAAUUAUCUUGUAUACAGGAUUCCGUUAGAACUAGCUGUGUUCUUUUUAGAACCUGUACAAAGUGAUACAGAUUGUUAAAUAAAUCUUGUAUAUACAUUUUUGUACCAUUAUUAAGGGCAGACCUUUGCUAAUA
Messenger RNA from Hemiscyllium ocellatum (epaulette shark), 9506 nucleotides. RefSeq names its product GA-binding protein subunit beta-1-like. The transcript has 9 exons. Gene Ontology annotation, molecular function: transcription cis-regulatory region binding; protein binding. The record is from RefSeq and is a predicted model, not a curated record. NCBI's taxonomy places the organism in Eukaryota, Metazoa, Chordata, Chondrichthyes, Orectolobiformes, Hemiscylliidae. Gene Ontology annotation, biological process: positive regulation of transcription by RNA polymerase II. The coding region runs from base 279 to 1601 and encodes 440 amino acids. Gene Ontology annotation, cellular component: nucleus.